UGCAUUGUUUUGGAUGUAGUAAUAUGUUGUUCACUAACGAAAUUAGAACGAAUAUAAAGUUGUCUUCGCAAAAAAGAUGAAAGGCCUUAUCGUUCUUUUCAGUUUUUGUGGUUUCAUUUUUGCUACGGAAAAUAAUGUGUGCAUUUCUUUCGGCGAUUAUUACAACGAUAUGGAGAAUAAUCCAAACUGUUACUUUAAUCCAGAAGCUGAUUUAGAUGUGACACGAAUUAUUUCAAGGAAUGGAUAUCCGGUCGAAGCACAUUCAGCUCUGACAGUCGACGAUUUUAUGCUAACGCUUUUCCGAAUUCCCCAUGGGAAAGUACCACGUCAAGGAUAUACUCCAACUCCUGUACUUCUCCAGCCCGGAAUGGGUCUUAAUUCUGUGUCAUAUGUUGAUAGGGGCAACACAUCCUUGGCUUUCCUUCUGGCCGACGCUGGUUUUGACGUAUGGUUGGGAAAUUUUCGGGGUUCGCAAUAUUCCCAAGUUCAUUUGUUUCUCAAGUCUGACUCCAUAGCCUAUUGGAAUUUCAGUUUCCACGAGUUGGGAAUUUACGACAUACCAGCUCAGAUUUCCCUGAUCAAUGAAGUUACUGGACAAGAAGGAAAUAUUUUGUAUUUAGGAUAUUCAAUGGGCAAUACGGCUGGAUACGUUUAUAAUACUAUUUUUCCCGAACAAGCUUCAAAAUACAUAAAAGUAUUCAUUAACCUAGCUCCAGUUAUCUAUACUGAUAAUAUAAAAUCAGUCUUCAAGUAUUUUACUUUCUUAUGGGAAUGGGCACAAUUCCUGACCGAUGGCAAUGCCUUUCAUAAAGACCUUCUAAAACGUGACCGAGUUAGCACAGAAAUAAUGAAGCGCAUUUGUUUACCGUAUCCCAUUCAAAUGAAGCUAUGUUGGCUGGGUAUAAUGCUAUUGACUGGUUUUGAUGUAGAUCAAAUGGAUCCUGAGACAUUGCCGGUAACAACUAUUCAACACACUGACUCAAUACCUGCAAAGAUGGUGACCCAUUUUAUUCAAGGAAUAAGUUCUCAUGGUUUUUACCAUUUCAAUUAUGGUGUGGAAGAAAACAUUAAAUUAUAUGGGAGUGAAACACCACCACCGUAUAAUCUAUCUACUGUCAAAGUGCCUGUGUAUAUAAUUUAUGGAAAUAACGACUGGCUUUCUACUGAGCAGGACGUCUUAAGACUAUAUGCAGAUCUUCCAGAAGCUGCUAAACAACACGGAAUUUACAAAGUCAACUGGACCCACUUCACGCAUACUGAUUUCUUGCUAGCCAAAGAUGCAAAAACAUUAAUUUAUGACCAUUUGAUAAAAUUCCUUGAAAAUUUCAAUUCCUUAUAAAUAUAUCAUACAAUAACAACAUUUAUAUAUCAUAAGGACCAACAGGACUAUGCUUAAAUAAAAAUUAAUU
Agrilus planipennis (emerald ash borer) is the source of this 1409-nucleotide messenger RNA. Its product is annotated as lipase member K-like. Gene Ontology annotation, molecular function: hydrolase activity, acting on ester bonds. The coding region runs from base 77 to 1339 and encodes 420 amino acids. The record is from RefSeq and is a predicted model, not a curated record. Gene Ontology annotation, biological process: lipid metabolic process. The transcript has 6 exons. Lineage: Eukaryota; Metazoa; Arthropoda; Insecta; Coleoptera; Buprestidae.